AGAUAUAAAUGGCUUCGUUUGUUCAGUUUGUGAGGUUUGGUGCUAACCUUCGUUUGCACUAAAAGUAACCGUCAGCGCGUAUACCUAAAUUAAUUGAACAGUUUACAAAUGUCAACACCAAAUAUAUUCUUUGGAAGAUUUCAUUUAUGAAAUAAAUAUAUUUUUAAAAAUCUUUCUGAGCUGAGAAUACAGUCAAACACUAUUCUGUCUGUAUUUAACAUUUGCCUGCACUCUAGCGUACAAUGUGCGAACUACCUAUUGUUAUCACAAUGGCUUCCGUGAAGGAUACAGCAACUUUCUUCGCUACAGGAACAUCUAAUCAAUUUGAGUAUGUUUUAAACCUUUAUCCACAAGCACUCAAACUGAAGGCAGAUAAGAAAACAAAAAAGCCGGAAGAACUAAUAAAACUGGACAACUGGUAUCAGAAUGAACUCCCGAAAAAAAUAAAGUCUCGUGGGAAAGAUGCUCAUCUUAACCAUGAAGAACUGGUGCAAACUAUGAAAUGGAAACAAACUCGGGGAAAGUUCUAUCCACAGUUGUCGUACCUGGUGAAAGUGAACACUCCUCGAGCAGUGAUGAUGGAGACGAAGAAAGCGUUCCGCAAGCUACCCAACCUGGAGCAGGCCAUCACGGCGCUGAGCAACCUGAAGGGCGUGGGCACCACCAUGGCCUCAGCGUUGCUGGCAGCGGCCGCUCCCGAGCAGGCUCCCUUCAUGGCAGACGAGUGCCUUAUGGCCAUCCCAGAGAUAGAAGGGAUAGACUACACAACCAAGGAGUACCUCAACUUCGUGCAGCACAUCCAGACUACCGUGGCGAGGCUCAAUAGAGAAGCAAAUAAUGGCAUCUGGAAUCCUCACAGAGUGGAACUGGCUUUGUGGACCCAUUACGUGGCAUCAGAAAUGCAGCCAGAGCUGUUAGAUAGUAUUCCAGGGCCAACAGAAAAUGGCAUGACGCAUCAUGACCAAAAGAAUGGAGCCUCCAUGCUGAAACCUCAGGAAGGAGACCAGAGCUCGGACGAGAGCCUGCAGGACGCGGCCAACGGCAAGCUGCCCCUGGAUGACACGGCGACCCCGUGCUCGGACAAGCCACGGCCGGACAACACUGACGACUCCACGGCCACGUCCGACUCCGGGACCAGCGAAGAGACGGAGCCGCCCUCCAAGAAGCCCAAGGUGGAGGCUGGGAAGUGACCGCCGUGUCCUGUUUUCUACUGACUCCACACCACGUUCCCUCAACUGACUUACAUUUUGUACGGUAGUUUCUCUCCUGCACGGUGGCGCGCGAGAGCCGGUGUCGACAAGCGUCCUCUUCUUGUGUGCGUCGUCAUGAUUGUUUCGAUUUGUCGUCUUAUGGAUUCAUUUGCGUCGAGUAAUUUAUCAUUCAUAUUGAAUAACAUCCAACCACUUUGAAAUAGCUGCUAGAUGGUGAAAAACAGAUUUGGUGGGACUUAGUGUCAAAGGAAAGUGAAUUUUUUUGUGUUGGAACUUAAACUGCUGAAGCGAAAGUGGCGCUGUAGUUUUAGGAGACAGACAAACUGUUUUGUAAUAAUUAUUUUAAGAACUUAGGAAAAUGCAAAUAUGUAAAUUUUCUUAACACUUGCAAGUUGUAGAUUAUGAGUAGAUUGAAACGUACCAAAUAUGCAGCGUUUUAUAAUGUAUGGGAUGACUUUUUUUUGUAAUGGUAAAUACGGUGUGCUCAACAUUCCACAGAAACUUGCAGAGACUUGAAAUGCAAAAAUGGAAACAGCAGCAUAAAUAUUACAUGAGAUAUGGAGUUGCAAAGUAAAUAAUCUUACUUGACAAACAUUCCAUAAAUUUGACGUUACUUAUGUACUUUUCAUUUAUCACAUGCUUUAAACAAGAAUUUGUAGGUAUUACAUACAAUCCUUAUAUUCUGUCUGACUUUGCAACUUCUAAAAGCCAUGACCUGUCUGCAACAAUUACUGACAUGCUGUUUACAUUAAAAGUAAAAAAACAAAAAAACAAAAAAAAACAAUUAAAAAAAUAUUAUAUUGACAGUGCUAAAAUAUAAUCAAAACAUUCAAAACCCAUGUAUUUUUAGCAUAACGGAAUGUUUUAUUUAUUUUUAAUUGGAAAUUGUACAGUAACAUUUUUUUUUGUUGGCAAAUAUGUAAUAUAAAUCAUUUUUUAGUGAUUUUUGAUUGGGAUGUUAAAAUGUGAUCGAGAAUGUGGACAGGCGUGUUUCUCAGUUGUAAUCUAUACAUGUUUUGGCGAUCACGGCUAGAGAAAUGGCUGAAGAUUUCUGAGGUGUUAGUUCAGAGUUGCUCUCUAUUGUGUAUGGUGUUAAGUUAUGCUGGUAGUAUAAUUGUGUUCUUACAGAUAUUUUCUGCUGAAUUUAAUGUCAUUAUUAAGGUAUAUUUUUGCAGUAUUUCACCAUAUCUAUGGUGAUAAAAUACAAAACAUUUCAUCAUUGCCAAAUUUUAUAUGAAAUAAAUAAUAAUUUUUUUUAACAAUUCAUAAGUUAUUUGUUUAACUAAUAGUAGGUAUUUAUUUAUUUAUUAAUUAUUUCUUGUUUCAUAUCACCAAGUUGCUAAUAAAGCAGACUGUACAAACCACUAAAGGACGGAAGUUGAGGUCUCAGAAUACGUUGUUUUAUGCUAUAUACUCUAUAUAUUAAACCAGCUGAUUUGAAGGAACUAAAUAGAUAAUUAAUUAAUUAGUCUAGGUUUUUGAUGCAGCCUUAUCAGUAUUGGUAUUUAUUGCAUGUCUGAUUUUGUCAUACUCAAGGGUUUGAUGUUGCCAUGAAUUUUUCUCUCUGGUAUUUUAGGUUCAUUGAAACAACAGUUUAAACAAAAAAUAAUUUUUUGGUAACUUGUAAUAUUUUACUACUGCUGUAUUGAGGUAAUUUUUCUUAUAAAUACACUAUUGCAAAAACACAUAAACACUUCAUAGCCGCCAACUAUCAGUUUUAGUUUAUCACUCACAUUGUCCAGAUGUUGCUAGAGUUAUUUAAAAAAUGUAUCAGUGUGAAAAUAGGCCAAUCUGAAAAUAUUUUGACUGCUUUUUUAUCUUUUUCUAACUAGACAAUGUUUUUACAUUACCAAUAUGCAAUACAUAUUAACAAUAAGGAAACAAUUUUUAUGCUAGAGUAGAACCUGUUCAAUUCUAACUUCUGUUUUUAAAAAUUUUCGUAAUCAAACAAUUUCACUGUGCAUUUGAGUAUCCUUUUAAUUCAAUGUAAAAAAAAAAAAAGAUUAGAAUAUUAUCCAGAUAAUUUAAAGUAAAAUGCUCUAUGCUGUAGUAAAAUAUUUUAUUUUCUGCGAAGGCUACAUAUUCUUUUUUCACUAUAGAAAGAAAGGAUACUGUUCACUGUUUUGAGGCAUGUUUUAUGACAGGAAUGACCUCUCUGGACAUAAUUGUGUCCAAACCUUUCAAACCAUGGGUCAAUGCAACCCUGCCAAAUAGCAAGGAAGUGAGCGGGUAGUACUCAGUUACCAGCUGUCCUAAUCCCCUUGUUUGUUUAGUAUAAUCUUGAGUUACACUUAGCAUGCAUACUAUAAAGAUGCAUUCUAUAAGGUUUGUUAAAAUAGUUUUAACCACAUUAGUCCAACAACAUUCCUGUGUCAGGGGUUACGAGUUCAAUUCAACUUUUUAAUUUUUUGUUUUGUUUUCUGCCAUAUUGCACACUGGCAAUGCAAUUUGCAAGUCUGUAUUGUGAAAUGGUGAUGUUGACAUGCAAGUGGUUGGUGUCCCGCAAUUUGUUAGUAAUGAAUAUGAUAAGCCACAAGAACCCAAAGGACAUUUUUAACGCAGACCUGAUUUUACUGUUUUUCGAAUGACCUCUGACUGAACGCUGGAGGAUUGGGGCUGCUCUGGUGAUAGACAGGGAUUGUUAUGAAAAAUUGCCAUACUGAAAUAAAUGUUUUUGUUAAUUCAUUAUUAUUUUUCAGUUCUUUCAGCCUUGAACUAAACAAGUUCUAUUUUACAUCAACAUCAAGUAUUACUUAGUGUCAUUACUAAUGCAUUAUGUUAUCCUUGUUUACAAAAUGAAUUGAAGAGAAAACAAUUUACAGGAACCAGAAAAUUCAUAAUCAUUUUACUACAUAUGUACAUGAAAAAUGAAAUUCCGUGAUGUAUUUUAUACAUCUCGUCUUGCCAAAUCACAGUAUAUUGCGUAAUCCGUAAUCCCUAAGCAGUAAAGGCUGACUUUUCAUGUACAGGGUGAACAUAGUCUUUUUAUGGUUACAAAAAAACUAAUAAAAAAAAUUUAACCUAGAAAAAAGCAGAAUUUAUUGGUGCAUCUUUAUUCUCAACUUGUGAAGUUAUGUCUUUAUAUCUCUUCAACUUGUGCUCUGUUAAUUUAACUGAAAACAAACUGGUCAUACUCAAUAUGUAUAUAUGUAUCCCUUUUUUAUUAUACAUGGGUUGCAUUACAAUCAAUACCACAUUUAUUAUCCUUCCUUCAAACUAUUGCCAGUAAUGUAGGCUGAAAACCCUCCUUUUUUCCUAAAACACUAAAGAGGUAAUAUUCAGUGUACCUGGUGGCCAUGCGUUGGACCGUACCUGUCAAUCCACAAUUGUGGAAACGUUGCAUUCAAGAAGUUAUGGACACUUGUAAACUCCAGUGUGGUGGUGCACCAUCUUGUUGGAAAUUUGCCAAUGGCCGAUUCUCUUCCAAGUCGCAAGUCAAAGCACAUGUCAAAGCACACUUUUGCUGAAAUGGUGAAAUCACUACUGUAUUACACCCAUAAUUUUCAUCUUUUUGAACUCAUUUGAAUGUUUUUUGAUUCAGUGUCUUUGAAAAUAAAUGAAAUUCUUGUAAAUGACUAUGAUUGUACUAUAAAUUUUUGUCAUUAAAUCUAAUAUGAUAUUUUUUAUUACAAUUUAAAUUGGCUUUUUCUACUUCCAUUCACCAUAGAUCUGUAUGCAAUAAAUAAAAUAUGGCGGAAUUCAAUAACUGUAACUGCGGUAGAGCAUGCAAUAUUUGUCCAAAGAAAAACUAUUGAUUCAGCCCAUGAUGCCUAGUUUAAAGCAUAACAUUGAACAUGCAAUACAUUUCUAUGCACUGUAAUGAAACAAGAUCUCUUAUUUUCUGCAUGGGCAAAAAGUAACUUUCUUAACACCACAAAUAAAUUACCAAAAGCAGACAUAAUUAACAUUUAAUUCAGGGGAAGCCGUAUGUUCUUGGGUGCAUGUGCAGGCAUGUGUGUAUGAAACUUAAGACAAAAAAAUGGCAUGAAUUCUUAACUUAAGCUGCUGUAAAUCACAGGAAAAUUAUCAGGGUAGAAGAUGCAAUCUUGGUGAGCUUAGUAAGUGUUCCAAUGUUACGGAUAACACAAAGCUUCCACAUUUAGAAAAUUAUUUCUCGUAAUGUUAGACUGUUUUACUUUGAUCCAUUCAAGGUUUAUAACAUACAACAGGGCUGAAUUUAUUCCACUCAAUAUACCGUAUUUACCUGCAGAAGGGUCACCUCUUCGUAUGGGUCGCACCCUAAAUUUUGGGCAAAAAAUUUCUAACAUUUUUGCUGUAGGGUAUAGGUCGCAGCACCAUAUAUCUGUCGUCACUAGAGUUCGGUGGAUACAAGUGAAAUGUUCCUUUUCUCAGCUUAUUGGCACGUAAGUGGCGAUCCUCAGCUCUUUUUUUUUUACUACUGGGAGGGUGUGAGGCGGCCCAAAUUUACACACUUCCUAACAAGACGAAGAAGACUGCUAUUUUUUAUACCCUUGUUUCCCUUUUAUCUGUUGUAUUUUAAUUUUUUUUACCCAUCCCUUUGCCGUGGAGAGAGAAGAGAUGGCAAGCUACUCGUUUUCAGUUCUGUCUAAAAAUUAGUACGCAGAUUACUGCGUAGCUGAAGGAAUAUUAAAGGUGCUCUUAAAAACACCAGCGAUGGCUGCAGUUUUGUCACGGUAUGUUCAGUUGAUAGCUUAAGAAAUCUCAUUCAAAAGCAAUAAUGAUUGGGCACAGUUGCAUAAUGAACACCUUUCAAGAUAGCCAUGUUAAUUGUGUGGGUGCCAGUUCACAGGAUAUUUACAACAGAGAGAGGGAGGGAGAACCGUCAACAUUGCCACAUGGCACAACACACACACACAGAUGCACACACUCUGGCUGGUUUAUUGUUAGAUUCUCCUCUCCUCGCCCUAGCAACGCAGCAGACUUGUCUUGCUGCAGCAGAUGCGUCACUUGCCGGCACUGCGACCGCUCGGGUGGCAGACACAACACACUACUGCUAUUCAUGGAGCUUCACACGACUGCUGAGAUAUUGUAACUAAACAAUUUACACUUACUCGUGGAGUUAUUUUUAUUAAAAACCAACAUAUGUAUUAGUUAUUUACGCACAUAUUUAACCACACAGUACAAUAAUUUUUCUUUAACCCAAAAUUUGCAUAUGGAUCGAAGUACAUUUUUUACACCAAAAAUCAGCUUAAAAUAUGUGAUCCAUACAUGGGUAAAUACGGUAUCUAAAAAAAAGAAGUUGAAUUCAAAACUACAUAUUGUUUGAUUCUGCCAAUAAUGUUAGUUGAUUUUGGAUCUGAACAAUUGCUUGGACUCUGCGUGCUCAGUUGCUCACUGUGCUCUAACAGUCCGGCAGUCAAACACUUGAAGGUUUUUGUCUUUUUCUUUCUAAAUGGGGGAAAUAUUUUUAUUUUAAAAAUGUUUACUGUCAUAAUUGAUAGCACAUGUAAAGUGUAAAGUUAAACACAUUUAUUAACUCUUUUCUGCUAGCUACAUUAUUUUUUUGGUUAAUAUAAAGGAGUUAUUUUAUAAUAUUGUACUAAUACAAAAUAUUAGUUUUAAUAAAAUCACAUUAAUUUAACAUGGCUGUAAUUAAAAUAUUGAGUAUCAAUAUAAAAAAAUGCUUUAUUUUAUUGUUCUUUUUAUUAGUAAGAGCAUGUGGUGUAUUAGUUUAUAAUUUUAUGAAAAUAUCAGUUUUAACACUACAUCAGUCUGAAAUUGUGAACAUUUGCCUAUUGCAAGCUGCAUACUUGUCUCGGUUGUUUGUGAGUGUUUCAUUAAUCCCAAUUAAGGUCAGCCAGCCUUAUUCAUACAGUUUCCUGAAAUAACAGUAGAAAGCAAUUACAAGCAUUCAUUUUUUACAAAGGGACAAGCUUAAUUAACUGGCAAAUGUUAACAUUAAGUCCAUAUUAAUUGUGAAACUUUGCAAAACACAUUCAUAAAAAUGGUGAUGGCAACCCAUAAAUAUUUUGGCAUAAUGUAUCUGACUAUUGUUCUACUUCAAUGACUUUUCUGUUUAUUAUCAUUCUUUUUUUGUAUCCUAAAAGUAUGUGUAAUCUAGUAAACUAAAGCCAGAAAGUGAUUGUUUUGAAAGUUUUGUAAAUUAAAUAACUGCUGGAAUGAAGUUGUAGUUAGCAUUGCCUGCUAGUUAGUGGAGUGUAAUGAGAUGCUUGUAAAAGUAAAUAUGGCUCAUACGUACUUUUCUUGAUUGUUAAUUAAGGAUAUAACAAAAUAGCAUGUGUUCCUAUAGACCAGCAGUUCCCAAAAGCUGUUGCACGGAACCCUGGGGUUCCAUGGCAGCGUCACAGGGGUUCUGUGAGUCAGGGCGAAUGUCAUCUAAAGUAGGCACAAUUAUUGUCAAAUAACUUUAUUUGAAGGAUUUGGGGUUCCACCAUAAGAAAAUUAGAUCACAAGGUUCCCUUGCCGAAAAAAAAAUGGGAACCACUGCCAUAGACACAAAUCUACAAGUAGGCUGCAUUGCCACUUUAGGCUUGCGGACGGUGGUCACGGCGUACUUAGCCUCAGUUUUGUCUCGUGUUUAGGCAAUAUAUUACAUUCACUUAUGUACAACUGGAAUGCCCCUGCAGUGUGACGUAAUGUCUGAAUAAUUAAAAGUAUCAACUUUCCAAGUGGUUGUUCUAUCGCAUUGUGCUGUGCAGUUCGUGCCUUUUGGAUAUGUGAUGUUUAAGAUGGUGUUUAGAAGGUACUCUGCAGACUCCAUAUUCACUCGGAUGCUUUACUGUGAAUUUUUCCCCAAAUGUUUCUGGAGUCUCGGAACCACUGUAGAUGGCCACUCCAAGCAGUUGAACACAUGUUUAACAUUGGUGCAUGUUCAGUUCACACCAGCAUGCUAUAGCUGGGCUUUGUCCAAACCACUCGUGUUAACUCAACAUUCAGAUCUGAAAAUUAAACAUCAUGAUUUGGUUUUCUUAAACUGUAAUAUAGUAUUUUGUUUUUCUGUGAAAUUUUUAAGUAAACAACUACGAAGAAGGGGAUGAGAGUUCUGGACUUGUGACUGUUGCGCGGUGUUGCCACGUCACCAGCUGACUGUGAGUGUGCUCGCCAUUUCCUUACGUGUGUCCAAUCACUUAACAGUAUUUUUACAUUUGCCAGGUUUGAAAGUAGUGAUCGUAUUCUUACAAUUCAGGGGCUGAGAAGAGAGUUAGUUUCAUGGCACUUCAAAGUAUCUUGAGUUUUAAUUGACAAUAUGUUACUGUAAUUAAAAGUGUGGUCAGAAUGCAGUUGUGUGCAGCAGUGAGGCCCAACCUGUUUGGUUGAAGGUUUCGUUACUGCAUUGUGCUGGCUCAAACAAGUGUCUGGGAAUAGUGACUCCCUUUAGUUUAUAGUAGGCCUCCUUGUGAAUGGCUUAAUUAUAUGAUGUUUUUUUAUUUAGCUACACGUGUGUGAAUGGUAUUGUCACUAAAGGCUUGCAGUUCCACGGCAAACUGUGACACUAAACAAAGUGUGUUUCUUUAAGUGCAGGUAGUGUGUGUUUUUUUUUUAUUUUUAUAGUUUGCAAGUUGUUUGAAUAAUAGUUCCUUCGAGGUAGUUCACAGCUUGUUUGUACAUAUUAGAUAAAUUUUGGUUUGACAUUGCAUUGCAAAUAGUUUGGAUGUGGUGUGUUAACUGUGAAGAGACUUAUCUGCAUUUCAUUGCAGCCAUCUAACUUAAUGGAUUAAUACUGAUUGGUUGUUAUUAUUCUGUGUAAUCCUCACUUUGAAAUCAAGUUAUGUAACCUUACAUCCAGAUUUCAAAAUUAAAUUAUGUUAAAUUUAAUAGAUGUUACUUUCUUACAAUUAUGUAGGAUUAUACUAAGAUAGGAGUAAAUGUUUUAUUUUUAUGAUAAAAUUUAUUUGUGAGUAAUGUUCUGUGUGACAAGUUCUGUUUUAUACGUAUUGCCAGGUUUCUUUGCUGCAAACAUUGAGUAGUUUGUAAUAUUUUACUAUUCUCGAAUGUUCAGCCAUUUCUUGCCUCUAUUUUACAAAACAAAUGCCUUUUGUAGAAAUGUAUUCAAAAGGACUCAGAAAGGAGUUGGACAUGUGUAUAAAAAUAAAUACUAAAGAUAAUUUUACUGCAUUGGAUAUAAUUUGAGUGAAUUUGUUACACUGUAGUAUUUCAAGUAUUAUCUGACAAUGGUUAAAAAUGAACAAAUUGGUACAAUGUGCUAUUUUUUAUAUUUUAUGAUGUGAUUGUGAAGUCUUGUUCAAUAAAUCAUGAUAAACCCUAGUUGUAGUUCUAGCUGAUAAAUCAGGGCAGAAGUUUACGCUGUACUCACUCAAUGGCCUUAUUACAGUUCUUCACAGUUCAUAUGUUUUUGUGAACAGUUUCUGUUAUUUUUUUGGUUCAGUUAUGGUGUUAGAGUAAAAAAAACUUGUUGCAAAGAAGACUCGAAAUAAAUGAAACAAUUAAGCUGAA
Messenger RNA from Bacillus rossius redtenbacheri, 9608 nucleotides. RefSeq lists its product as uncharacterized. Bases 243 to 1190 code for a protein of 315 amino acids. The record is from RefSeq and is a predicted model, not a curated record. The transcript is spliced from 6 exons. NCBI's taxonomy places the organism in Eukaryota, Metazoa, Arthropoda, Insecta, Phasmatodea, Bacillidae.